GCUUUCUCUCUCUCUCUCUCUCUCUUCUCUCUCUCCACCCUGAUGGUCAAGCUUCUCUAUGGCUCCGGUGCGGUCGCCGAGGGGCUGAAGCCCUCGCCGGCGCCGUUUGGGUUGCUAGAUCCGCAGGCUAUGGUGACGGUGCAGGAGGAAAGAUCGCCCUGGGACGAUGUCCCUGGGCUCGAAGAGCAGCAGCGGCGGCGUCUCACUCGGAUUUACAAAUGGGGGGUGCUCUGGAGGAAACCUAGUGAGGGAGAAGCGCCGGUGUCUAUGAGGUUUAGGCUGGAGCACGGGGGGGAGGUGGAGGCCGACGGGAACUGUUUGUUUACGGCGGUGAGCGUCACGAUGGGUGGUAAAAUUAGGGCCAGGGAGCUGAGGCGGAGGGCAGUGGAGAGGUUCCUCGAGGAUUACGAGAGGGAUGAUGGAGCUGGGAGGAUUGAAGUCGAUAAGGCCAUCAGGCAUUUGUAUUCGCCGGAUCUGAAGGUUGGAUGGGGGAUUCACGUCGUUCAGGACGUGAAAUUGCUUGCAAAGAAGGCGGAUCGCCUAAGGCUUGAUGCCGCAAUCAGGGACCUUGUAGAUCUAGGGCUCGAGAGGGAAGUUGCUGCUGAGUCAAUAUAUAAGGAGAGGUGCAUUCCAGUGGAUGAUGGCCAGAGUUGGGCUAAGUACAUGUCCAUCUCUGGUUCACCCGAAGAUGAAUUUCAGAUAAUUACUUUGCUAUAUACAGAAGAGGGCUUGUUAAGUGUUGAUGAGAACAGGGAUGGCCAUGCUGCCACAUUUGGGGAUGAUAUUGCUAUUGAGAGCCUUGCGACUGAGUUCAAACGCCAAGUCUAUGUGGUUCAAGCCCAUGGUUCAGAUGCCAUGCUUGACGAAGAAAAUUGUGUUUUCUUCCUUCCACAUAGUCCAAGGGGCCAAAUUUGUGAACCACCCAUUUUUCUCUUCAUGAAAGGGACAGGUUGGUGUGGUGCUGGAGCUGACCAUUACGAACCUUUGCUGGCCACUCCUCUUCCUCUAAGUUCUCAAGAGAAGGCAGCCGUUCUACUUUGAAGACCUAUUGGUCAACAUUUUUGUGGAAAUAUAGAGGUUAAUUCAGUAGUGUCGUCUUUGAGGUUCUGCCCAUAUAUUUUUUUGGGGAUGGAAGGACAUAUUCGUAUACAGAGUAUUUAUUAUUAACACAAUCCAAUUCGGAUCUAUAUUAACUUCAUUGCAAGUGCUACCUGUGUACGAGACUUUGUAUGACCUCUAUAGAGGUAUUAGGUUUGAUUGGCUUGAGAGGUUUUCUCUUAUGGUGUUUUCAUUUUUUCUUUUUUUGGGGGCCAGGCUUAAGCCAAGCAUUUUGGUGCUUCAAUGUUGUAUUAUCUUUUGAAUUCUCCCCACCUGAUUCAAUGGUAUAAAUUUACACAUUCAUUC
Messenger RNA from Dioscorea cayenensis subsp. rotundata (Guinea yam), 1404 nucleotides. RefSeq lists its product as uncharacterized. The record is from RefSeq and is a predicted model, not a curated record. The coding region runs from base 43 to 1041 and encodes 332 amino acids. The transcript has 4 exons. NCBI's taxonomy places the organism in Eukaryota, Viridiplantae, Streptophyta, Magnoliopsida, Dioscoreales, Dioscoreaceae.